Messenger RNA from Vespa mandarinia (Asian giant hornet), 2649 nucleotides. RefSeq lists its product as uncharacterized. The record is from RefSeq and is a predicted model, not a curated record. Lineage: Eukaryota; Metazoa; Arthropoda; Insecta; Hymenoptera; Vespidae.
GAAUUAUAAUCCGGAUGACAAGCAAUGCACGCUUUUGGGAAAGAAUUCUCCCCACCCCCCAAAUUUCACGCGCUGACGAAGACGAUGGAUGCGCACGCUUUUCAAUUCAAUAUGGCCGUUUCAACCGCGAAUAAUCGAAACUGCUAACGCCACUUCACACAUAAUGUAAGAUUUGUGACGCUGCCUAACUUCGCAGUAAAUACGUACAAUUUAUUGUAAGAGUUGAUAAACUAGUUACAUAGAAUUACGCGGGAAAUAAUAAGAAGCUAAAACAAAUAUAUUGAUUUUUAAACGUUUCUCUAAACAUAUAACAAUUUCUAUUUAGUGCAUCGAAUGUAAAGUGAAUAUUAUUAAAAUUAUAAUGGAGAUGAAGUUUGCAAAAUUUAAAAAAGACGAACGUUGUAAAAGAUUAGAGCGUUCCUUGAAACUUUCUUUACUGAGGAAAAAUGGAAAAUUAACAAAUGAUGACCCAAUCUGGAAUGACACGGAUGCACAGAAUUGGAGUUUUACUGCUUUGUCUCCGCAACUUUCACAGGCGGAACAUGAAAUUGUGCCUUCUAACAAAAAUUUAUCAAAAAUAAAAGCAAUGAAAAAGAACAAUUAUACUACAUAUGAACCAGUAAUUGCAUCUUCAAAUAUUCAACAAUCUCCAAGUCAAAAUAACUCCUUUAACAAUAAUGUCGCCUCUUCAUUGACUGUUAAGGAAUUUCUUCAUCAAAUUAAGGAAAAUUCAAAAAUCAUCCAAAGAGAUUCAUUAUUGACUAAUGAAAACUCGCCUCAUGUAGUUGAAAAGGGCUUAUAUGUACAACCAAAAAAUAUCAAACAUGAAAAAAAUCUUUCUAAGUUGCAAAAACAAAAUUCAAUGAGUAAUAAUGAUAAUAACUAUAAUCUUUGCAAAACAGCUAGUCCUAAAGAAAAAUCGGGUAGAACCUUUUUUAAUUGGAAAGUUAUGCUAAACAAAGAUGGUCAUUUGAUUAUCAAAGGAACAUUGGAAAGCGGACAAACUGCACGCAGUAAACCUAUACUUAGAAGAUUGACAGCUACAAGUGUACAAUCUACUUUCUUACAUAUAUAUUAUCUUGAAGGAAAUAUUGUGGAUAAUGAAAAUGAAUUACCAGAAUAUGUGAGAGGCAAGUUUUACAAUGGUUUUCCAGAUGACUGGGAAAAUAUAUAUUUAUUAUGGAAAGUAUUUAUAUCUGAAGGCAGUAAAUUGAGUUUUCAUUGGCCAACAAAGAUUACAGAUAGCGAUGAUGACUUGAAUAGCGAAGUAACAAAUUUAACAUUACAAUUCACAAAGGAAGAAAAAAACAAAUACCAAAAAUCUUCCAGUAAUAUAUGUAAUAAUAAUUCAGAUAAUACUUCAAGAACCAAAACUGAUAAUAAUGUACCUAAUCAUGUACCUAGUACAAAAAAUGUACAGAUUCCUAAUACAACAAGGAUAAUUCACGAUAAUAAAAUUUUAAAUAAGGAAAAUCAAGAGCAGCAUAAAAAUAUUAACCAGCCUCAAUGUAUUCAAAAAAAGCAUACAUUAAAAGAUAUUAUACAAGAAGAUAAAAUCAAUAUAAUUAUUAAUAAUUUGUUACAUAAAGAUUGUCCUAAGGAAUACAUUGUAAAAAUUGUACAAAUGUUUAAUUGUCUUGAAGAUGUUCUUUCUUAUAGAGUGGCAACAAAUGACGCAAAUAAACUAAAAUGCGAUGAUAAUGAUUCUGGAUUGUAUAGCAGUCAAUUACAAGGUAAUGAAACAGUUAUUCGCUCAAAGAGAUCUUGUAUGCCAGAAUAUCACAAUAUAUCACCAAUUACAAAAAGAAUCGAUCAGAAUAACUGCAGCAUAGAAAAUGUGCAUGAGAUCUCGAAUAUGAUUCUACAAGAACAAUCGCAGAAUGAUAAACAAGAAUCGAAUAAGAGAGACUCUGAAGAAUUUGAAAGUGAAAUUUAUGCGGGUAUGCCUAAGAUCAUAUUUCAAAAAGUGUUGGAAAAUAAAAGAGCAUCAUUAAAACAGGAUAAACAGAAACAAAGAAAAGGAAUAAUAGAUUCUAUGACAAAAAGUCAUAUCAAAUCACAAAAAAGAAUUAAGAAAAAACACAGAACAAUACAUUAUUCUAGUUCUAGCGAUAGUGAUAUUGAAAAUGAUAUAAAAAAUUCUGUGUCUGAUGAGAGAAAGAAAAGAAAUGAUAAAGCAGUUAGACAUAAUGCGUUGGAGCAACAGAAAAAUAUUAAAAAACCAGAAACAAUAUCUUUUACUCAGGGAUCUGUAUCGUACAAAGAAAAUCUUUAUAAUGUUUAUCAUGAUUGCAGCGUUAGCAUUAUUGAAGAUGAAGAACCGAGUAGACGAUACGAAUCGAUGAUUCGAGUAAACGAUAUGAAUCGUAUAGAAACACCCAAUAGAGGAAAAAAGAACAGUUUUAAAUAUAAUUGCAAUCGCGAUAUUUCCACUACAGAUGAUGAAGUAGAAUUACCAGGGACCAACUGCAAGAAGCAUUUGAAUACAAUAGAGGUCAUAAAACACAGUGCCAAAAAGCCAAAAAUAAUAAACCGCCAUUAAUGGUACGGAUCAUUGCUGAUGUAUUUAAUAGAAUUAAGAAAACAAUUAAAAGUAUUUUUUCUUUUUUAUUAUUUUAGAAAUAUUAAAAAAUAAAAAAUAAAAAUAUA